CUCCCUUCCGCUUCCUCUACGCUGACUCGCUGAAGAAGGGUGUGGUGCUGUAGUGUUCCACUUGCCGAAAGGCGGCGAAUUGACACCCUUAUCGAUUAAUUUAUCUCUUAUGAAAGUCGUGUUUUGAUCCGUGGACGAUAUGGAGAAUGUGUUGGUGUUCUGUCUGCUGUUUUUGGCCUCUCUUCGCUCUGCUUCUACUGAAGACAUGUUAUUCGAGGAAGGCGGUAGUGUGACGCUCAAUCUGAGGCCUGCUCCUUCUAAACCGAUCACCGUGAUCGAGUGGAAAUUCAAUGGUAUUACUCUGGCAGAAUGGGCGAAAGAUGUGGUUGAGUUGACCUAUAAAAGAGCCAACACCUCACUGGACAUAACUACUGGACGUUUAGUUGUGCAGAAAAUGACCAAAACUGAUCAGGGUGAAUAUUCAGUGGAGGUUAACAACCGUGUGCAGGCAGAGAAAUACCAAGUUGUAUUCAUCAAACGUGUUCCCAAGCCGAGCGUAUUGACCCAACCGUUGUCAUGCAGCACUGAAGAUGAACAAUGUAGCCUGACAUGUGAUGGUGACACCACCGAGGCUGAACCCGUCACCUACAGCUGGAAAACCGGGGCUGGAGAGUGGAAAGCGUCGGGGAGAAGCAUGACCAUCACCAAGGCAGAGCAUGGACAAGUGGAGACCUUCACCUGCAAGAUGAAGAACCCAGUAAGUGAGGAAGAAAGUGAACCAGUUACGAAUAAGCUCCACUCUAAAGUACCAGAUCCAGGUCCCUCAACUGGGAUUGUGUUAGGCAUUAUUUUCCUAAUUUUGGUGGCUCUGAUUGGGGUUGGGGUGUUUGUGGCAUGGAAAAAGAAGAAAUUGCCGUGUUUCCCAAGAUCUGUCUCUGUUGAAAGUCCUCCUCCUCCUGAUGCUGUUUUUAAACCAUUGAUCGGUUCUGCUGGAUCUGCAGCUGGAGCAGAAGAUCUCACUCAACCAGCGGAGGAAAAAGCAGACAGCAAAAAUGGAUCUGCAGGUGGAGUUGUACAACCUGAUACAUCACUGAAAGAUCAACCAGACAGCCAAGCUGGAUCUGCAGAUGGAGCAGAAGAUCCCACUUCACCAGCGGAGGAAAAAGCAGACAGCCAAGCUGGAUCUGCAGAUGGAGCAGAAGAUCCCACUUCACCAGCGGAGGAAAAAGCAGACAGCCAAGCUGGAUCUGCAGAGGGAGUAGCCAAUCAAUCACUGGAUGCAAAACAAGACAACCAAGACUGAUCUGCAUGAAACUGUGAAGCACUUUUUUCAUCUGACAUAUUGCUUUACCUGCAGACAUGUUAUGAAACAUCUCAAUAGUUUUAGCUUGAUGUGAGGUGUGUGUUUUGGCUGUGCACCAUCGACUGUUACAUGCACCGGAAGGACUUUCAUUCUGUCCGCCUCAAGAUAAUCAUUUGGUUGAACAGCUGCAUGAAAUCGUGAUCUAGAUUUAAACCUAAUAUGGAUUAUUGUUAAUCUGGGUUCUGUGAUGUUGAACAAAAGUCAGAGGACUGAUGGGGGAACUUUGACUAUCAUCCAAUCAAAAAGAAAUUGAGUCACAUCUAGUUUGAUAAUCCAAAAUGUGUUUUCAUUUUGAAAGCAAAACAGGUGUAACUGCAGGUUGAAUGCUUCUGGAAAUGUAUGUAAUACUUUUCUGCUUUCUAUUAUACGUCAUAGCUAACUAAGUCUGUUUGGAUUGGCGACUGGUGUGAAAACAUGAAUUAUAUAUCGAUGGUUUUAAACAGUUGCCUAUAUGUGGAGUGGGUAUGGUGAUGCUGCAGAUAAGCCCAUGGCAGUAUUGCACCCACAAAUGUUUAUUUGUAAACUGUUUUAAUGCCCAAUUAUUUUUUACUCAAGCCACAAAGCCACAAAUGUGCUUUUUAGUAGAAAAGUAAAAAGGCAGGAUUUUUACUAUUUGAGUGCUUUUUUUAAAGCGCUUUCUCUGUCCUUUUGGCAUGAAUGUAGACCAAUUCUAGGAACCAUUUUAUUUUACUGUUAAUUGACCAAGCUGUCAAACCACUUUAGUUUGAGAUUGGUAAUAAGGGAAGAGGAAUGGAUUCAGGGUCAAAUCAUAUACAUUUCAGUGUGCAGUUUUAAUAGUAUUACUUUUUAUAAUCCAACAUAUCCGAAUGUUAACAAUAAAUAACCGCCCUCCUCCAAAAGAGCAAUUCAGCUUUCGAUUUGAAACACAGGACCAUUUCAUUUCUCAUGAAAUAUUUUUUGAGUUCCUUCAUGAAAUGCAAAACUUAAAAGCCGAUGAGUCCAAAGAGCCGAAGCACUUAUAAUGACGCACCUUUGGCACACCGUCCACUUUAAAUCGGAAGUUGAAGAGGGAGCUUAAUGAAUGUUCACUUUUUGUAUUAUACAUGUUGUUGUUAUGAGUAAAAAUGCAAUGACUUGGAUCUAUUUAAUGCACUGCUUUUCCACCUUUUUUUGUGACAUCUAGAAUUGGCUUAAAUUCUUUUCUCCUUUUUAUUUAUUUUAGUUAGUAUUUGAUACGGUGUAAUUUGUUUCCAUCCAGUGCCUUUGUAAAUAAACGUGAGUCAUGCCAAACAA
Eleginops maclovinus (Patagonian blennie) is the source of this 2557-nucleotide messenger RNA. RefSeq names its product SLAM family member 9-like. The record is from RefSeq and is a predicted model, not a curated record. Bases 140 to 1243 code for a protein of 367 amino acids. The transcript has a single exon. NCBI's taxonomy places the organism in Eukaryota, Metazoa, Chordata, Actinopteri, Perciformes, Eleginopidae.